CAGCUGCACGGCCUCGCGUGUGGAGGGUCUUGGUAUCCCAGUACGACCCGGCUCCCCCCGCUGCUUCGGCCACCAUGCCGCGCUCUUUCCUCGUCAGGAAGUCCGCCUGCUCCCGCCGGAGACCCAAUUACAGUGAGCUCCACGACUCUUCUCCAGAGUUCACUUUUCAACAGCCCUAUGACCAGGCCCACCUGCUGGCAGCCAUCCCGCCACCCGAGGUCCUCAAUCCCACGGCCUCACUGCCUACGCUCAUCUGGGACUCUCUCCUGGCACCCCAAGCCCAGCCGAUUGGCUGGGCCUCUCUUCUGCCCCAGGAGAUCCCCAAGGCCAUCGAGCUGACCUCCCUGUCUGACGAGGACAGCGGGAAAGGCUCCCAGCCCCCCAGCCCACCCUCACCGGCUCCUUCGUCCUUCUCUUCCACCUCAGCCUCCUCCCUGGAGGCCGAGGGUUAUGCUGCCUUCCCAGGCUUGGGCCAGUUGCCCAAGCAGCUGGCUGGGCUCUCCGUGGCCAAGGACCCCCAGUCUCGCAAGGCCUUCAACUGCAAAUACUGCAACAAGGAGUACAUCAGCCUGGGUGCCCUUAAGAUGCACAUCAGAAGCCACACGCUGCCUUGCGUCUGUAGCACCUGCGGGAAGGCCUUCUCCAGGCCCUGGCUGCUGCAGGGCCACGUCCGGACCCACACUGGCGAAAAGCCCUUCUCCUGCCCCCACUGCAGCCGCGCCUUCGCUGACCGCUCCAACCUGCGGGCCCAUCUCCAGACCCACUCGGAUGUCAAAAAGUACCAGUGCAAGACGUGCUCCAGAACCUUCUCCCGAAUGUCCCUGCUCCACAAGCACCAAGAGUCAGGCUGCUCAGGGGGGCCCCGCUGACUCUAAAGGCUCCUUGCACCUCUCCGGGCCCUACCCCAACUCCAGAAGGAAGGACCCGGCAUCCUUCUCGCUGCCACAGAGUUCCCUCCUGAGCUCCGCCUUCUGGCUGCGUUGGCCCCCCAGGACUCUGAGGACCACUUCCCAGUCCUCUGCUCUGAGCGCCCCACCGGGCUCUGAGGGGGGCCUUUCUUUGGACAGCUGAUGGGAGGGUGGCUUGCAGCAGAGACCCCCUCCUGGCAGCCGCUGCUCCAGAGUGUUCUGGAGUUGGCCUUUCUGCAUGGGUUUGUGUAUCCAGAGCUGUUUGGAUACAGCUGCUUUGAGCUCCAGGACAAAAGCCAGCAGACUGAUGAGAAGCUCCCACCCCACUCAGGGGACCCCAGCCUCCCCUACAGGAACCCUCAGGCCACCCCCUCCAGAAGGUGCAACUUAACUAUGCAAACACCCACCCCCAGGUGCACUCGCGGGGGUGGGCCCUGACACAAGGACAGCAUCUAGACCCCAGGAUGCCCCAGGGCCUGGGCAGCUAUUCAGCCUCCUGUUUGUCACGGUGGCACCUGUUUCACGGGCAAUUUAACAACGUCUCCAAAGGGACUGUGAAUAAUUGCCUUCACUUGUCCGGGGCCCAAGUGGGGUGCUUCGGCUCCACUGAUGUGUCUCCCGGAACUAUUUUCGGGGGCCCGACAGGUGGGCCCGGGAGGAAGAUGUUUACAUUUUUAAAGGUACACUGGUAUUUAUAUUGCAAGCGACAUUUUGUA
Molecule: messenger RNA, 1624 nt
Organism: Globicephala melas (long-finned pilot whale)
Lineage: Eukaryota; Metazoa; Chordata; Mammalia; Artiodactyla; Delphinidae
Gene: SNAI1
Product: snail family transcriptional repressor 1
Biological process (GO): regulation of transcription by RNA polymerase II
Molecular function (GO): RNA polymerase II cis-regulatory region sequence-specific DNA binding; DNA-binding transcription factor activity, RNA polymerase II-specific
Source: RefSeq, a predicted model, not a curated record